Molecule: messenger RNA, 1809 nt
Organism: Pygocentrus nattereri (red-bellied piranha)
Lineage: Eukaryota; Metazoa; Chordata; Actinopteri; Characiformes; Serrasalmidae
Gene: foxp3b
Product: forkhead box P3b
Exons: 13
Coding region: 455-1603 (382 amino acids)
Biological process (GO): regulation of transcription by RNA polymerase II
Cellular component (GO): nucleus
Molecular function (GO): DNA-binding transcription repressor activity, RNA polymerase II-specific; RNA polymerase II cis-regulatory region sequence-specific DNA binding
Source: RefSeq, a predicted model, not a curated record
CUCAGCUCAAGUGUUUUUUUGUACACAGAGAUAAUAUCAGUAACCACAAAGAUUGAGAACUUUCUCUUUCUUUGUGUACCUAUAUCCCCAUUUCCCUUUCCUGGCUUGCUUAUCUUGUGCAUGUGUUUUUGCAAAAUGCAAAAUGAGUGUACAUGCAUUCGUGUGUGAGUGUGUGUUUGCGUGUGGUGUGUGUUUGUGUGGUUUCCUGAGAGGUGGGAGAGGUCGAUGUGCUUUUGAAAUAGAAAUGCAUUUGCUCAACUGCUAAAUUGAGCUGGGUAAAGGGGUGUGAAAGGGGCUUCAGCUUAAAUCCCUGUCUGUGGUGUUGCCCCAUGGUCCGGCUUCCCCAUUAGAGCAUGUGCUCUGUUUCGACAGCUUUGCUAUCUCGUGCCGCCAUACACAUCCACCGAAAUAUUGUGAAGUGAGCCAAAUUUGGAGCAGCCGAUAAGGCAGAGGAAUGCCACAGUCCAAUAGCGAGAGCGGCAGGACGAGGUGCGUGAGGGAUGUAGAAGGACGUCGUGUUCUGAAAGAGGAACAGGAAGAUGAGGUUGAUGAUCUAAAUAUCCAUGCUUCAGUCCAGUCUGAAGAAAGCCCUUCUGCUCAGGGUGCUGAUAAAGCAGCGCAUACACACAUUCUUCAGUUAGCAUUUCAGAGUCCUCAGCUGACCCAGAAUAGAGCAUCUGUGCUCCGUUCUACCUCUCUACGACCUCUGGGACACGAUUUUUCUCGUUUAUCACCAAACAAGCGUGACUCACCAGUCAAAGGUAGAGGAAAGGCCACAGGAUACAGCUCUAGCUACGCUUUAGCUUUCUUAAAUCAGCGCAACACACCCAGCGUUCAGCUGAACAGCCUUGUCCAAUCGGAAGUGGUGAACUGCCUUUUUGUCAAUGGACGGUGCCGUUGGCCUGGCUGUGACGAGGCUUUUGAGGAGUACCCUGUUUUCCUAAAACACCUGAACCAUGUACACAGCUGUGGAGAAAAAACUAUUGCACAGUGGAGGGUACAGCAGGACAGGGUGCAACACAUGGAGAAUCAGCUCAUUCAGGAGAGACAGAGACUCCAUGCCAUGCAGCUCCAUCUAAGGCUGUCUGAACACAACUCGGCACACCCAAGAGCAGGCCUAGGCUGGUGGAGUCCACUGGCAGCGAUCAUGCCCCCACCCGAGGAGCCAGAUGGAGGGGCAGAGUGGGCCAGUGAUGCAGCAGGACGCCAGGAAUACUGGCCCACGCCUGCCCCUCACCUGCUGUCAGAUUUCAUUACCAGUAUGGAAUGCUACAAAUAUGUCAAUAUCAGGCCUCCGUAUACCUACGCCUUUCUUAUCAGAUGGUCAAUAUUGGAGGCACCAGACAAGCGAAGAGCACUGAAUGAAAUCUACAACUGGUUCAUUCGAAUGUUCUUCUACUUCCGUCACAACACUCCCACUUGGAAGAAUGCAGUGCGCCACAACCUCAGCCUCCACAAGUGUUUCGUGCGGGUGGAUGGAGGUAAAGGGGCUGUAUGGACUGUGGAUGAAAGAGAGUUUCAAAAGAGAAAGGGCCAAAAGUUCAACAGGGACUCUGGUUUGAAAUGGCUGACACCUUACCCCCAUUCGCCCCAAGUGCCUUAGGUUUCACCCAGCUGAGACUCUCUUGCUGUCAAUAUCGGUGAAAAAUGUUUUAUUUUUAUUUUUUCAUUUGAGUUCUUUCAGUGGAAAAUGCAGUGUUAUAAUAAUGCUGAGUUAAAAUAAACCUGAAGUAAACUAAAGUAUCCUUUUUUCAAACUUAUAUAUUUUCAGUGUUUUGUUAACAUUUAAAAAUAAACCAUGUGAUCUUU